AAGUGCGAAUUGGAGAGAGAUUUUUCUGCGUUUAUUGAUAUUGAGUUGAUUAAUAUUUCAAUUGAAUUUUAUUUAAUGAAAAUGAUUCAGAUAUAUCUGAAGUUAAUUUUUGUUCUUUGCUUAUUGAGGGGAGAACAUGGAUAUGAGACAAAACAUUCCAAUAAAAUGACUCGUUCGAAAGUCAAGAAAACUUUUGAUUUUAAUAUAUUCAAUGACGACAAAAAUGAACCUGAAGUCAGAGGAAAUUAUAUUUCUUCGGCACUGAAACAAAAACUUCUAAACUUUAUGAAGAAACAAAUCGAGAAAAGAAGAACCCAAUCCUCGAUGAGAGAGCCAAGUUCAAUCAUCAAUCAUUCAUAUGUUGCUGAUAACACUGUGGCAUCUUCAUCGUUUCGAAAAGCAUUUAUUAAUAGAUGGAUCCAGUAUUGGAACAAGUAUAAGGACAUAAAAAAUGAAGAAGAAAAAUUUCCUUCUAUUGAUUCAUUAUUUGAUGAUAAUCGAAGAAAAAAAUUCAACUUGAUUGUCAAAUAUGACAAUUUUAAAACUAAUUUGAAUAAGGAAAGGAAAUUCUUCAGAAAUAUCAACAAAGAACAUAAUAAAGAGGUGAAAAGUAAGAGGAAAGUUCUUUCUUUGUUUGACGUGAAUGAAGAUGAAAAACAAAAAAAACGAAUGAAACUCAAAAACAAAAUGAAAAAGACCAAAUCCAAAAUUAUUGCUCAAAUAGCUAAGAGUGAAAUACACCGAUGUAAAAGGGGAAAAUGUAUUUUUAAUUAUCCUCAACAUUAUUUCUUGACUCAAAACAGAAAUAUAAAGCUAAGGAAAUUCUACUCAUUUAACAAAAAACGAACUAAGUUCAAGAAGAAACAUAAAACAUCAAAUAGAAAACAACAAUUUCCACAGUUUAGACAUAAGAAAAGGAUUGGUAAACCAUUGAUUGUUCAUUCGAAGAACUUAAAAACUAGAUUUAAAACAAGAGUUAAGCAGAGUUUAGUAGAAUUGAAAAAGAAUCACGAAAAUCAUGACGAAACAUUUCAAGAUCCAAAAUAUAAAAAACUAAAAACAAUCGAAUAUAUAAUUGUAUCUCUGAUGAUGUUAUUUUGGAUUUUGAAAUCAUCCACAACCGGCUUCGUCCAGAAAAACAAAAGAACGUGGUGGAAGAAAACAUGAAAUCGACAGCAAGGCACUUGGAAAUGAUGCUUACAUAAAGAUGAAAACCCCCAAAGUGUGAUGCUUGCAUCUUUUCAACCCCACAGACCACGAAUUGUAAAAUGGAAUUCAAAAAUAUCAAUCAAAACUUUGUCGAGAAGAAUUUACCGAUUGCGACUUAAAAUAUUUCAAACGAAAUAAUUGACAAUAAUUUAACAUCUCGUAGAUAUUCGAAGAAGAUUCUUUUCCAAUAAAAGCCGUGUCUAAUGAUUUGAUAAAAGGAUCGAUUGAACUUAAAAUAUGAA
Centruroides sculpturatus (bark scorpion) is the source of this 1451-nucleotide messenger RNA. RefSeq lists its product as uncharacterized. The transcript has 4 exons. Bases 76 to 1167 code for a protein of 363 amino acids. The record is from RefSeq and is a predicted model, not a curated record. Lineage: Eukaryota; Metazoa; Arthropoda; Arachnida; Scorpiones; Buthidae.